Molecule: messenger RNA, 3468 nt
Organism: Ictalurus furcatus (blue catfish)
Lineage: Eukaryota; Metazoa; Chordata; Actinopteri; Siluriformes; Ictaluridae
Gene: nova2
Product: NOVA alternative splicing regulator 2
Exons: 5
Coding region: 53-1639 (528 amino acids)
Biological process (GO): mRNA splicing, via spliceosome; regulation of alternative mRNA splicing, via spliceosome
Cellular component (GO): cytoplasm; nucleus
Molecular function (GO): mRNA binding
Source: RefSeq, a predicted model, not a curated record
ACACGCUUCGUGCGACGGAGAAGCGCGGCGGAGUAUCGGCGUCCGUGAGAAAAUGAUGGCCGGAGGGGCAGUGCAGCAAAACGGCAUUUUUUCCAAUCCGCACCACCACAAUCAGCAACCGCACAUGGAGUCGGACCCGCCGGACUCCCGCAAGAGACCGCUGGAGACGCCGACCGAGGCGAGCAGCACCAAGCGUACCAACACGGGGGAGGAAGGCGAGUACUUCUUGAAGGUGCUGAUUCCCAGCUAUGCUGCAGGCUCUAUUAUUGGCAAGGGAGGCCAGACCAUUGUACAGCUCCAGAAAGAGACAGGUGCCACCAUCAAGCUGUCCAAGUCCAAAGACUUCUACCCAGGAACGACUGAGCGAGUGUGUCUGAUCCAGGGCACUGUGGAGGCCCUUAACAGUGUCCAUGAUUUCAUAGCCGAGAAGGUCCGGGAGAUGCCUCAGAGCGCCGCCAAAACAGAGCCAGUCAGCAUACUUCAGCCACAGACCACGGUCAACCCAGACCGCAUCAAACAGGCCAAGCUGAUUGUACCCAACAGCACAGCAGGGCUGAUCAUCGGUAAAGGUGGUGCUACGGUGAAGGCAGUUAUGGAGCAGUCAGGAGCAUGGGUGCAGCUCUCACAAAAACCAGAGGGUAUCAAUCUGCAAGAGCGUGUUGUAACCAUCAGUGGGGAACCUGAGCAGAACCGCAAGGCUGUGGAGAUAAUAGUACAGAAAAUCCAGGAGGAUCCACAGAGCAGCAGCUGCCUUAACAUCAGCUACUCCAAUGUCACAGGCCCUGUGGCCAACUCCAACCCAACAGGUUCACCGUAUGCUAACUCAGCAGAGGUGAUGCCCGCUGCAGCUGCUGCGGCUGCCGCCACAGCCUCCAGCCUCUUGGGGCAGGCCAGUCUGGCAGGGGUGGGUGCCUUUCCUGCUGCUGCCAUGUCCAGCUUCUCAGGAAAUGACCUCCUGGCCAUCACGUCAGCUCUUAACACAUUGGCUAGCUACGGAUAUAACACCAAUUCCCUGGGUCUGGGGCUCAAUCCAGCUGCUGCCUCAGGGGUCCUAGCAGCUGUGGCAGCCAGUGCAAACCCUGCUGCUGCUGCAGCGGCCAACCUGCUGGCCUCCUAUGCCAACGACGCUUCCACCAGUGCCGGCCACCCUGCCACCGGCCUGGGAGGAUUUACACUGGGCUCACUGGCCGCUGCCACCGGGGCUACCAAUGGGUACCUGAGCGCAGCUUCCCCACUAGUAGCGAGUUCAUUAUUGGCCACCGAGAAGCUGGCUGAGGGUGCAAAGGAUGUAGUGGAGAUCGCCGUACCUGAGAACUUGGUGGGAGCUAUCUUGGGCAAAGGUGGCAAGACGCUCGUGGAGUACCAGGAACUGACGGGAGCCCGAAUCCAGAUCUCGAAAAAGGGAGAGUUUGUUCCUGGCACUAGGAACCGAAAAGUCACCAUCACGGGAUCACCUGCUGCAACACAGGCAGCCCAGUAUCUCAUCAGCCAGCGAAUCACAUAUGAGCAGGGUGUGAGGGCCACCAAUCCGCAGAAGCAAUUUAAACACUGUCCUAAAUCUACAACUGCGAAAAGAAAAGGCCCCCGGCUUCCAAGAUUCCAAGCAUCAUUCCCAGCAAAGAUUCAUCACUAUGAGUAACAUGUUUUUACUAUUAAAUAGUCAUCAAUAAUUGUUGGUAUGCAGUCUAGAUCAUUUCUCAAGCUCUACAUCUAAACAACCAAAGUGAACUUUGUGCCAUGGAUGAGCAGCUGGUCUGGCGCACUCACAGCAUAUACAAGUAAGGAGAUCCUGAAUGGCCCAGAUUUCUCAUUUCAUCUAAUUUCAACACAUGCCACUGUUUGACAAGCAUUUGUUUAACAAGUGAUCUAGAUUCUAUAAAUUUACAGUUUUCAAACACAACACUGAGGAAUAUCGCUAUUUGUUUCUAAAUGACCAAAAUAGCUGUUUAUCAAUAAUCAUUAAGCUGAUCUGAAACAAUGCUCCAGUUUCAUUAAUAACAGGUCAACACUGAAAGUGGUUGUAAUAGUUUUAUAUGUUUGGGGGUUUCUUGCUGUUGUAAUAUUUCUAACAAAUGAAGCUGACAAAUUAUACUUGUGUUUAUUCAGAGUAAAAAAAAAAAAAUCAACUUUUAAAAAAUUUAAGAACGUUUUAUGCUAUGUACAUAAAGAAAUAAAUUAAGGACAUUUAGAAAUUGCAAUGCAAAACUGUGAUUUUAAAACACUGUAGCGUGUACAGUGAUUUCUUUUUAUCAAUUUUAUGGUACUGAUAUGUUCUGCAUUACUGCAGUUGUUUUUUUUUUCUGUUCUUGAGCAUAUGCUUUAAUAAAUAAAUUUUUACAGCAUCCUGUCAGAAAUUAAGCACUUCUUGGGAAAUUAUGUCAUUUUAUUUCCACAUUAAUGAUUUACAUUAAUGAUUUAAGCGUAGGUGCAUGAAGCUGUAAUUAGAAUCACAGUGACAAAGAAGAUUCACCAUCUGUAAUUUCCCUUCCUGUCCUGCUUGUACACCAGUAUGUUGUGUGAGCAAGUUACACUGCAGAAUUAUGAUCAGUGAUAGAAAUGUGUGAAAAGACUGUGUGCUAGUAGGACUCACUGUGACUGUGCUGAGAAUCUUCUCCUCUCCUUCAUCACCAGUUUUGUUCCCAAAACUAAAGUAAAAAUUCUCCCCCUUUAUCUGUAUUUUGUUUGCUGCUUGUAAGAUAAAGCACUGUUAUAAUAAUAAUAAUAAUAAUAAUAAUAAUAAUAAAGCAAUACCAGGGUCGAGCCAAUUAUCGGCACCAUGAGCAGCAAAAGAAGCUGUGUGACAUUUUUUCGUUAGAAUCCGAUGAACAGUGUAUGAGGAGAUUUUAAAAAAGUACAUUUUCAAUCAUAAGAAAACAAUAUUUUAAAAAUAACUAAAAAUAAACUGAGCAGACACCCUCAAAUCAUGAUGCCUCUGACAAAUAAUAAGUUUGGUAUAAAUACGCUACAGCAUUACAGAGAUAUACCUUCAUGUCCCUUUUGGCAUGCUCUUAGUUGAAUUCAUUGAAACGUCAUUCGAAAACACUAUGGUUUAUCAAAACUCUGUGAAUAAUUUUUGGUCGUAAGUAUCUCUAGAUGAUGCAGGCAAAUUUCAUGCAAAUCAGACAAAUGGCCUAGAAGAGUUUGAAAAAGUUUCAGGUUUUUCAGAAAAUUCAAAAUGGCAGGAAAUUUUUCAUGACGGAAAAUGACGUCAUUUGGUGCAAUUGAAUCAUCUUGAGCAAAGGAAUUUUGUUUCUAGGACUCACGGAUCAAAAGUUAUUAACAUAAACAUGAGUGCAACUUUGGACAGUUAGUGGCGCUAGAGGGAUUGAGUUAGAGACUCCAAAUUUAACACAUCAGACUGUUCUCUAUCUGUGUGCCAAAUUUUUAUAACUUUCCCGCAAGCGUUCUACUGGCUGCCACAGACUCAAGAGCGGAAGAAGAAGAAGAAGAAAAAUAAGUGGAAGAAGG